Molecule: messenger RNA, 2780 nt
Organism: Carassius auratus (goldfish)
Lineage: Eukaryota; Metazoa; Chordata; Actinopteri; Cypriniformes; Cyprinidae
Product: LMBR1 domain-containing protein 2-B-like
Exons: 18
Coding region: 245-2353 (702 amino acids)
Biological process (GO): adrenergic receptor signaling pathway
Cellular component (GO): membrane
Molecular function (GO): protein binding
Source: RefSeq, a predicted model, not a curated record
UAGUUGGCGACAUGCUCCUAUGGCGUCUCUUCUGUAAACAGCAGAAGAAAAUAGGCCACCGCCCAUAAAACACGUCAGAUGCGUGAAAUGUGGAUUUCCUCCAGGUAGUUUAUCAUCAAGCAAUGCUCUUGAUUUGUCUUUACUUUGGAAAUGAAUCGGUAUAUAUGUUUAACUGCGUCUCAUAUUUCUCUGCAGCAGAUCUGAGUAGUUCUCAGUCUCUGGAAGAGUGAGUGCGGUGUGCACUAUGAGCGGGGCAGCACUGGGAAUAGAGAUUGUGGUUGUCUUUUUCCUGGCUCUCUUCCUCCUGCAUCGGUAUGGCGACUUCAAGAAGCAGCAGCGUAUGGUUCUCUUUGGCACACUGCUGGCUUGGUAUUUAUGCUUUCUCAUCGUCUUCAUUCUUCCCCUGGAUGUCAGCACGACGAUCUACAAGCAGUGUUUAAUUGAUCAUGAAGCACAUGCCCAGUUGCCCUCUGUGAGCCCUGUCCUUUCAAACCAGACUACUCCAAAUACUUCCAUCUCACCCAGUAAAAGCAACCAAAGUGUGUGCUAUAAACCAUGGAGCUACAUUCCAGAUGGCAUCAUGCCUGUGUUCUGGAGGGUUGUUUAUUGGACCUCACAGUGUCUUACAUGGCUCCUUCUGCCAUUCAUGCAGUCGUAUGCCCGUUCUGGAGGAUUCUCCAUUGCUGGAAAGAUCAAGACGGCUCUCAUUGAGAAUGCGAUCUAUUAUGGCACAUACCUUUUCAUCUUUGGCUCUCUUCUCAUUUACGUGGCUGUGCAUUUUCAGUGGCACAUCACCUGGUAUGAGCUGCAAACCAUCGGCAUCACUGCGGCCAACACUUGGGGUCUGUUUCUUCUAGUGUUGCUGUUGGGCUAUGGCCUGGUCGAGAUUCCUCGUUCGUACUGGGAUGCCUCGCGCCAGGGACACCUCCUCAUCAAGACUUACUUCAAAGCGGCCAAGCUCAUGACAGAGAAGGCAGAUUCGGAGGAGAACCUAGAAGAUGUCAUGGAGGAAGUGAGAAAAAUCAAUGAAUCGAUCAAAUAUAAUCAUCCAUUUAGGAAGAACGUGGACACCAUUCUCCGAAAGUGUCCAGUUGAAUAUCAGGAGAAAAUGGGCAGGAACGUGGAUGAGGAUUUUGAUGAUAAACAAAACGCAUAUCCUACUGAAAGAAGCCUUUCCAAACUACACAAGCAGGUGAUUUAUGCCGUGCAGCGACACAAUCGCACCCGCGUUCAGUGGCAAAUAUUGCUGGAACAGGCUUUUCAUCUCGAGGACGUUGCUAAGAACGAAACCAGCACCUCUCGGCAGUUCGUUCACAGCUUUGCACCUCCAGAACCUGUAGGCUGGUUCAGACGCUACAUUUAUACUCCUUCAGUGGAGUGGUACUGGGAGUGUUUGAUGAAGCAGUGGUUUUACCGUGUACUGUCUGUGGUUCUGGCACUCUUUUCGAUGGCUGUGGUUUGGUCCGAGUGCACUUUCUUCAGCACUCGUCCUGUUCUGUCACUCUUUGCUGUGUUUAUCCAGCUUGCUGAGAGGGAUUACAACUACCUGUACAUUGAGAUGGCGUGCUUCAUUACCAUCUUUUUCCUCUGCACCUGUGUCUACUCCACUGUGUUUCGCAUUCGAGUCUUCAACUACUACUACCUGGCCUCACAUCACCAAACCGAUGCUUACAGCCUGCAGUUCAGCGGCAUGCUUUUUUGUCGCUUGACACCCCCGCUUUGUCUAAACUUCCUGGGACUGAUUCACAUGGAUUCUGCCAUAUCCCAUCAAGCAAAGGAGCAGACGGCAUACACCUCUAUCAUGGGUUCUAUGCGCGUCCUAUCCUUCAUUGUCAAUGGCUUCUACAUCUAUUACCCAAUGCUGAUCGUCAUAUUCUGCUUUGCUACAUACUUCAGUCUGGGCACACGUUGCCUGAACCUUCUGGGUUUCCAGCAGUUCAUGGGAGACACCGAAAUGACUUCUGACCUCAUAGAUGAAGGCAGAGAACUCCUGCACAGAGAAAGAAGAAAACGCCAAAGAAUAGAAGAUGGGGAGAACAGACGAAGAGAAUGGAGAGAGCGUUAUGCACAAAGUGAUGAGAUUGCUGCCAGAAACCGGAUGCCCAUGUCUGAGAUGAAGGAAACCAACUAUGGCGAAACCCUAAAUUCAAACACAAACCAGCAGGCCAAGUACACCCGUAGCAGCAGCCAGACAGGACGAGACAGCAUUGAGUUUUUGCAGGACGCAGAGCCGUUGGACUUUAAUGCUGAAAAACUCAAUGAUGACCCUUUGCAAUCUGAACCUGGCAGACAUACCGGUGGAAGGUACCUCUCAAUGUCUUCUUCUCGAAGCCGAAUCUUUGAUGACGUUUGAUGUUUCUCACUUUGGUCAAAAACACUGUCAUGAGAAAAUAAGCAGAAUUUUACCUCUAAAUCACUCAUCUCUACAGAUGUGGUCUGUCCCUCUCAUUUUAAACCUCUUCGACUUCCUGUAUCCUGUAAUGCAAUGUGGUCCUCUGCAUGCAUCCUGACAAACACACAGACAGAUAGAAAAACACACUUGUUUUGAAGUGCCAGGCAGUCAGACUGCUACUUGAGACAAAUGGGAAAUGUCUCUUUAGCUCACAGUUUGAAGAAAUGAGUCAAAGUUUAUGCUGAAAAGUCGAGCACUGAGUCAUGAAAGGUAUAACUGAUGGGCAAGAUUUAGAUCAACACACUGUUUCUCAUCAUUUACUACUGAAAGGUAUCGGGUAAUGUACCUGAGUGUUUACAUCAGUCAAGUAAAUAUGAACCGACUUCAA